AUGUUAGAAAUCAGGAAGUCCGAGCGUAUCGGAUGCCGGCUGUUCAUCCAGAUGCCAGGAGAUCCAGGUUCAGGCCAAACCACCACAGUAGAGGUUCUGGCACCACAUAUUGUUGCAUUCCUCGUUCCACACGGCAUGAUGCAAUCACUGCUGCUGCAGAGUGAUAGGUCGUUCAAGCAUGCAAGAAAGGUGGCGUACGAGAUGGAUUGGGCAAUGGCUGCGAAUGCGACGCCUCAAGGGCUCUGCGUUAUGGUUGAUAGGCCCUUCUUCCUCCAAAGGAUAUUAAGUAGGAGCCUUGAGCUGGCUUACAAGCACAACUUUACAUCUGGUACGUGGUGUUUUAAGCCGGAUGCUCGCCUACGUGCCCGCUCUAUCCCCCAAUGGGCCCAGCGUAUGGCUGUCGACAACACUCCAGCAUAUGCCAAUGAUAUGGACUUGUCGUUAAGCUUCGUCGACAGAAUUGUUGUUGGCGAUCAUGAACUCCAUUCUGUGCAAAGAAACUUGAAAGACGUUGCAGAUGGCAAAGUCCUUGUCGGCCAGAUUCGCGAGGUCCUGGAAAGUGGCUCAGAGAGCGCCAUGAUCGUUGAUGUGGAACUGCUCUCAGCUGAAUGGGUUUUCCAGUUCAGCAUUGAGAACGACAGCAAAGCUACACGCACCCGGGAGGAGGAAACCACUAUCGGAAUGUCUGUCACCCAGGGCAAAGAGGUUUCCGAGUCUGUCUCCGCCAGCGCUGUAUUUAGCGGCUGGGGGUUCCUUGCCCAAAUCAACGCUUCAACCGAGACCAAAACAUUCACCGCUGUCGAGACGACAAAUGUGAAAAGGGUCAAGGACACGUACCAAUUUCCUCCCGAGGCGUCUAUCUUUGUCUACAAGAGGAAGUACAAAUUCAAGUGCAGACCUUGGAUCUACUGGAAGGCUCAGAAUGCUUGGUUCAACUACCCAGAUGGCAGAAAGAUGCAAGGCGAAUUUGCGAAUGAGAUCACCUCCAACCAGGAACUGAUCAGCCCGGUCGCUUUGUCUAACCACGGCCGAAUCACUAGCAACCCUCCUGCAGGUCUUGUUAUUCCUACUAAAGGGUAUACUCCGACAGAAGUUGGGACUAUCAUGUUCUAUCUCUUGCUUUGUGCUACGUAUCCGGCGUGGAUUCAUCAGUGA
Molecule: messenger RNA, 1155 nt
Organism: Fusarium sp. VM40
Lineage: Eukaryota; Fungi; Ascomycota; Sordariomycetes; Hypocreales; Nectriaceae
Source: the annotation of a GenBank genome assembly